Molecule: messenger RNA, 3678 nt
Organism: Silurus meridionalis
Lineage: Eukaryota; Metazoa; Chordata; Actinopteri; Siluriformes; Siluridae
Gene: zdhhc21
Product: zinc finger DHHC-type palmitoyltransferase 21
Exons: 9
Coding region: 470-1264 (264 amino acids)
Biological process (GO): protein targeting to membrane; peptidyl-L-cysteine S-palmitoylation
Cellular component (GO): Golgi apparatus; endoplasmic reticulum
Molecular function (GO): protein-cysteine S-palmitoyltransferase activity; thiosulfate-cyanide sulfurtransferase activity
Source: RefSeq, a predicted model, not a curated record
UUCUAUGCCGAAUCUGUAUUUCAUUUCUGGGAGUCUUUCCUCCCUGUUGGAUGUAGCUGUGUUGUUAUAUUUAAUUCAGGAUCCUGCCAUAGUGCAUUAACUAGCGAAGAUCCUCGAGGUGAACCUGCUACCGGAAGUGUGGUUACAGAGUAGAGGGGAGAUGAAGAGAGAGAUCCAUAUCAUCCUUCUCGUUUAUUUUCCAAGUUUAUUUUAUGAAAAUAAAUGUGAUGGUGCAAUGUUAGGUGUGGCAACACCGCAGUGGAGAACUGAUUUCCAAACUGAGAUUGAUCUCACACUAGCUGGUCACCUUUCCCUUUAUUGUGAAUUCCUUAUGGCUGGUGCAGGUGAACUGCUUCAGUCUUCACACUGACACACAGGAACAGUGUACCCAGCAUCGAUCUGAAGUCAAGCCCCCUGCCAGGGAGCAGGAGUCUCAUAUCGUGUGCCUGGGCCUGUUGUGUUAUGAAGGAUGAAGCUGCGGAUACACUUCGUGGUGGACCCCAUGGGCUGGGCCUGCCUCAGCAUGGUGCUGUUCAUCUGGCUCUACAACACCAUCCUCAUCCCCAAGCUGGUGCUGCUGCCACACUAUGCUGAAGGACAUAUACCUGGAGCAGUAGUUGUCUGUUACUACCUGGCAUCACUCUUGUGUGUGACAGCAUUGAUAAGGGCUUCCACAGCAGACCCAGGACGACUCGCUCAAGACCCCAAAAUCCCCCUAGCAGAACGUGAACACUGGGAGUUGUGCAAUAAAUGCAACCUUAUGAGGCCAAAGAGGUCACACCACUGCAGCCGAUGUGGUCACUGUGUGCGCCGCAUGGACCACCACUGUCCCUGGAUUAAUAACUGUGUUGGGGAAGAUAACCACUGGCUCUUUCUUCAGCUGUGUUUCUACACUCAGAUCCUGAGUCUCUACACUCUUGUACUGGACUUCUGCCAGUACUACUACUUUCAGCCUCUAGACAUUGCGGACAAGGAGUUAUUUACGGCGCGUCACGAGUUGGCCCUCUUGCGUGCGUCCUGCUUCAUGGGAUUGAUUAUGUUCGGCGGAAUGGGCAGCCUCUUCCACUCGCAGCUCACAGGAAUCCUUUCUGACACAACCACUAUAGAGAAAAUGUCUCACUCCUUAGAAGGGAUCAGUGCUCAUCGGUCGUGGCAGCAGUCCUUGGCCGAGGUGUUUGGCACGCGCUGGAAGCUCCUGUGGUUCCUGCCGUUCCGAAGCAGACGGCCACUGUACCCGAAUUCCUCCUCCCACUUGAGCGUGUAGCAAAGCAGAAGCUGGUGUUGAGGACAUGAACCUUCUACUGUACACUAAUUUCUCUUCUCCAGUCUGUCGCUUCACUGUGGCCUAGUACUUCCGAGGUACCAACACUGCAGUCUUCUUCAGGUUUUGCUUUGUUAAUGAACUUGACCACACUGGAUACGAUUUCUUUUAUUCCACAGCCAAGAUCUUGUCCCAGAGUGUGUGCUGUUAUUAUUCUUUUUUUUUUUUUUUUUUGUUGCAUGUCUAUUAUGUUUUGUUUCGAAAGCUUUGUAAACGACUUUGUAUUUACGAUGUUAGGGACCAUCAGGGUACAACUAAAUUAAAGGGGUUUGUCGUUUCCAGGGUAACACUCAGUGACUCAGUGAUUGGCAGGGUGCAGCUUAGUCUGAGAGGUUUUAUCUCUGGAUUAUUGGGGUGGGUGGCUGAUGGCUCUAGAGGUGAGCCAUGACCUCUGGCAAGAGCUGAAGACAACCUCAACACAAACUCUGCUCACAAACGCUUAGCCAAGCAUCAUGUACCACAACACUAGAUCCUCAACUUGAAUACUGAUCAGGUUUUGUGCAACGAUGCAUUCCGUUCAAUCACAGUUUUGCCUCUUGCUUAUUUUAUUACAUGAUUUGUGCCUUUUACAAUAAUAAUUUCAUACGUAUAUUCUGCCAACGAUUUAAAAUGCGUACGUACGUAAGCCGCAUGCGAAUUAAUUAUCCUAAUCAUUUUUAAACAAUGUUAAGCUUAUAAGGUUUUUUUCAUAUGACCCAAGCUGACCAAAAAUAGACUAAUCUUUAUUAUUAAUACUAAAAUUCUUUAAAAAAAACACUAGUGAUAAUAUUGAUAAAUAUACACGAUUCACCUAAGAUUUUAAGAUGGGAAUGUUUGUACUAGAAUGAUUUGUGUGUUUUGUAGUGUCAUAUGUCAAGUGCCUCCUUGGAUGUUUUUUAUUUCACUGAGUCUCCAUUAUUUGUUUUGUUUCGUCAGGAAAGGUUGGGAUGGAAAAUAUGUACACUUUUAUUAUUUUGUGUAAUCAAAUGCAAUCAAGUCCAAAUUUAUUGGCAACCUUCAAAAAAAAAUGGGCAAACAGAAAUAUAUAUAAAAUGGGCAAAAAAAUCUUAGAUGUACACUCCUGGAAAAAUGACUUUUCUCCAAGGGCAUUCACAUAUGCAUUCGCAUGCAUGUAAAGAAUAUCCAAAAUAAAUGCAAACAAGGUAGCUAUUUCCUGUUUCCCUGGAAAAUAAAAUAAUUAGGGAAAUCGAGGAACUUUUAACACAUGGACACAUCAUGCUGUUAGGUAUUAUAUAUGGAUUAUUGCAGAUCAUUAUAAUCCAGGCCAACAGUAAUUUGAGUAAAUGUUCCAAACCCUACAGCAUGUAUGAUUAGAAAAAUAGGCGUUUGAUUUUGUAUUUUGGGGUUAAUAGAUCAGGGGGCGCUCUGAGGAUUAAUAGCAUUAUGCAUUCCAGAAAGUUCAGAAGUUGGCUGGCAAAAUAUCUUUCAAAUACCUAAUGAAAAAUAUAUAACAAAAUCAACACGUAAAACAAUCAUAUCAAUUGAAUAGUACGUCUGCUUUUGCCAGUGUACAAAUAAUUUACGAGUUUGAAAUGUCCAGCAUCCUUCUACAUGUGUCUCUAACCUAGACACGUUACAGGAGAUCUCUACAGGGGAGAUUCACCAUAUGUUCAUUUUAGAGGUGAUAUUAUUCUGCAUAAUGGGUGCCAAUAUUUAUGGAGUUGAUUGGAUGAAUUAAAAUGGGCCUUUAAAAAUUUAGCCAAUCCACUAUAAUAUCUCUUGUUUUUCAGCACUAGUUUCAUUUGCCUUGAAUAUGGUCUGUUUGGGUAAUUGUUUGGUGCAGAAUGUGAUUUAUUUUGUAUUUUUUGGGAGUUUUACUAUAAUCUGAUUAUUCUGAUUGAUUAUUGCAAAAUUGAUGUCAUUAUAUAUGGUCUGUUCGAAAGCACUCCAUUAUAAGAUGUUCUCACUUUUUAAUGUCUUUUUUUUUUUUUUAAUACCUUAUGUCAGAUUGAAUGUCUUAUUUUAUUUGAAUAUCAUUGAAAAACAUAAAGCACAGUCUUGAUGAUAAUCAGAACUAAAAUGCGCAUACAUCCAUAUCUACACGUGUUUAAAAUAGACCAACAACUCGGCUAUCUCCAGAACAGUACAGCAUGACACUUUAAACAGCCGGUCUGAGAGACUCGAAAUGGGGAGUCAGGUCGCAUACUGUAUAUUUACUGCAAUAUUCCAGUGGAUUAUGAAAAGCCAGAUCUACAGUCCCCAAGGUUACAAUUGAGAAUUGCAGUUCUACCGCGCUUAUUGUACGUCUCUCGAUGUCUUGUGUGGGGAUUUUGACUCGUUUAUUUUGUUUACAUAGAAUUUUUUUUUUUUAUGUAUAUGCAGAAAUAAGGGAUUACUAAAUUAUUUAGUAAGAUUGA